This is a messenger RNA of Botrytis sinoallii, 1830 nucleotides long. RefSeq lists its product as uncharacterized. Gene Ontology annotation, biological process: anaphase-promoting complex-dependent catabolic process; positive regulation of ubiquitin protein ligase activity; positive regulation of anaphase-promoting complex-dependent catabolic process. Gene Ontology annotation, molecular function: protein binding; ubiquitin ligase activator activity; anaphase-promoting complex binding. NCBI's taxonomy places the organism in Eukaryota, Fungi, Ascomycota, Leotiomycetes, Helotiales, Sclerotiniaceae. Gene Ontology annotation, cellular component: anaphase-promoting complex. The transcript is spliced from 3 exons. The record is from RefSeq and is a predicted model, not a curated record. The coding region runs from base 1 to 1830 and encodes 609 amino acids.
AUGGGGAUUAACGGCGACCCAGGUUAUAGCUCCUCCAAAUCUCAUGCGAAUCUCAAAAAGACUCAACAUUCUUUAAAUACCCCGCCAAUAUCCACACCACCCCGCUCGUCGACCCCUCCUACCACAACAAGCAAGAGAAUGACGGAACGGAAACCACAGGGAGAGAACGUAAACUCGUCAAGAAAUACAAGCAGAACAUAUCGCUCCAAUAUUGAUGCGGUCGAUUCGAAUGCGCUGAGCAAAGCCCUCAUGAGAGAGUUCGAGGAUUCCGGCGGUAGGCAUCGUGAUAUCACACCUGGAGGAAGCCCAAGCAGAAAGCGACAACGAGUAUAUGGCGACAGAUUUAUUCCAAAUCGGGAAGGGCAAGAUUUACAAGCCAGCUUCAGUUUACUGCAUGAUGAGGGGUCUCCAGCGACACCUUCUAAACAAAAGAAGCGUACCCCACAUGGUGAACUACACUUUCAAAGGACCGAGGAAGCCAAUAGGACAUUCUCUACCUUGCUUAGGUCCGAGCUCUUUGAUACCACAAUCCCACAACCCACACCUACCAGUUUAUCACCUGAAUCACAUACAACUACUAUCAAUGAUCCUACUAGAUCCCACACUCCACCUCACAUUUCACCUGCAGUCUCAUCACUACCUGCAUCACUUACUCCUUCUACUCCACACAAGAACCUCUUUACGUAUAUGUCACCGCGGCAUCAUACUAAUAUCGCUGGUCAUCCCACUCCAUCGCGGACACCUCAGAGUAGACAUGGAAUCAAUCUGGAUGUUAGAUCGGAGCUCUACAGUGUCUCUCCUGUACGAUUCAAUAGCCAACAGAUGCUAAUGAGUCCACGCAAGCAACCUCGAGUUGUGAGCAAAGUGCCAUACAAGGUGUUAGAUGCUCCUGAUUUAGCCGAUGAUUUCUACCUCAACCUUGUGGAUUGGGGCAGCAGCAAUGUUCUUGGAGUAGGACUUGGAUCUUGUGUAUAUAUGUGGAACUCACAGACUGGAAGAGUCAACAAGCUUUGCGAGCUAAACGAUGAUACUGUCACAAGUGUCUCGUGGAUUCAACGUGGCUCUCAUAUUGCCAUUGGUACCGGGAAAGGAUUUGUCCAGAUUUGGGAUGCAGAACGUGUACGACGUUUAAGAACAAUGACGGGUCAUACAGCUCGAGUGGGUUCCCUUGCUUGGAACGAUCACAUCCUCACUUCUGGUUCCAGAGAUCGUCUCAUUUACCACAGAGAUGUACGAGCCCCAGAUCAAUGGUUGAGGAAACUGGUGGGACAUAAGCAAGAAGUUUGCGGUCUUCGUUGGAAUUGCGAUGAUCAACAACUCGCAUCAGGUGGCAACGAUAACAAACUUAUGGUUUGGGACAAGCUAUCUGAUACUCCAACUUACAAAUUCAGUGAUCAUACGGCUGCUGUCAAAGCUAUUGCUUGGUCUCCUCAUCAGAGUGGUCUUCUUGCAUCUGGAGGUGGUACCGCAGAUCGCCGUAUUAUAUUCUAUGAUACUAAGCGUGGUAUCAAACUCAAUGAAGUUGAUACUGGCUCUCAAGUAUGCAAUCUUGCAUGGUCAAAGAACUCGAAUGAGAUCGUAUCUACCCAUGGUUAUUCACAAAACCAAAUUGUAGUGUGGAAAUAUCCAAGCAUGCAACAGGUCGUUAGUCUUACAGGUCAUACAUACAGAGUAUUGUACCUGGCAAUGAGUCCUGAUGGUAGAGUUGUGGUAACAGGUGCAGGCGAUGAGACUUUGAGGUUCUGGAAUGUGUUCGGUAGAAAGCCAGGGCAAAAAGAUGACUGCGAUGCGGGUGGAGGGAGACUUGCGGAUUGGGGUAUCAUUAGAUAA